This is a messenger RNA of Trypanosoma brucei brucei TREU927, 309 nucleotides long. Its product is annotated as zinc finger protein ZFP1. Lineage: Eukaryota; Euglenozoa; Kinetoplastea; Trypanosomatida; Trypanosomatidae. Gene Ontology annotation, molecular function: metal ion binding. The transcript has a single exon. The coding region runs from base 1 to 309 and encodes 102 amino acids. The record is from RefSeq and is a predicted model, not a curated record.
AUGCACAUUUCAACACCCACUCUUUCCGACGUGCGAUCAGAAAACAGCCUCAGCUUCAGUGGCUCACGUAAUGGACGCAGGGGUGUUGACGCCAGCAAAUUCCGCACGCAACCGUGCCGUAAUUAUCGGUUCGGUGCGCAUUGCUCGUUUGGGUCCCGUUGCGCCUUUUCACAUGGUGAGAAACCCGACCUUCCGCCACCACCUCCAUACAGCGCUGCUGUGCAAAAUGAAAUGGUUCUCCCACCCGCUUAUGCCUCACGCUUCCGCCAUGAUCCGUACAGUUUUUACAGCGUAAGGUUGGAGGAUUGA